UAACGUUACAGUUAUUAAUGUAUCUUUACCUUGAGCUAUUUGAGCUAGCUAACCUUAUGUCAAGUCAUUUUGCUAAUAAUGCGUUCGUGCAUGUGUUGAUUAUGUCAGCCAGCUGGCUGGCUUGCAAUUCCCGUAAUUCAAGACGCAAAUGACUGUAGCAAGAGGUGUGCGUUACUUUGUUCUGAAACCUGACUCGCUUUUCUUGUCAAUUAAAUUGUAGCUGCGAUGGAUGCUCUGGAGGUCUUAUGAACAGAUUAUCGAGCAGUUAAAUACGCUCACUGUACAAAUUGGUUAAGAUGAGUUGGAUUUUUCUCAUUUUUGUAUUUAUGUCGAUGAAGCUUCUGAAGAGGAAGUUACUAGUCCGUGUUGUCGUAUGUGAUGGCUGCUCGGGCAGAGUUAGGCACUUCAACAUUCUUGUAACUACCAUCGGAUGUUGUGAUCGCUGGUUAUUUUUCUAAAUACAUUCCGAAAAUGUUAUUGGCCCAUAUUCUAAAUGGCACUAUGUUUUAGAAUGUAGAUAUUUUGUGAUAUACACUGUAUGAACACAGGUAUCUGGACACCCCUUGGUCUGUGGCAGUUUUUCAUGGUUUGGGCUAGGCCCCUUAGUUAAAGUGCAAAGGCAAAUCUACAGCAUACAAUCACAUUCUAGAAGAAGCUGCGCUUCCCCAACAGUUUUGGGAAGGCCCUUUCCUGUUUGAGCAUGACAAUGCCCCCAGGCACACAGCAAGAUCCAUAUAAAAAUGGUUUUGUCGAGAACAGUGUGGAAGAACUUGACUGGCUUGCACAGAGCCCUGACCUCAACCCCAUUCAACACAUUUGGGAUCAAUUUGAAAGCCAACUGCAGGUCAGGCUUAAUCGCCCAAUCUGUGCCCAACCUCACUAUUGGUCCUCUGGCUGAACGGGAACAAAUCCCUGCAGCAGUGCUCAAAUAUCUAGUAUAAAGCUUUCCCAGAAGAGUGGAGGGUGUCAUAGCAGCAAAGGGUGGGCCAACUCUAUAUUAAUGCCCAUAAUUUUGGAUGAGAUGUUGGAUGUCAGGUGUACUUUUGACCAUGUUGUGCAUAUACCACUAAAUCAUUUGUUGUAUGAGAUAAACAACAGUUAAUCUACAUUUGGUGUGCUGUGCAUGGAAGACAAUCACAUUGAUAUUGUAUUUGGACAUAUGACUGGUAUUUCUGUCAGACUUAUUGUCUUCAUUCACAUGUUGAGUCUGUUAUUCUCUUUGAACUGUUUUGUUUAACUUUGUGUAAUUGUAAUAGUUUUUAGACGGGUAGCAUUGUGAGGAGACGGCUGGCUGUGGCGCCUCCCGCGCGUGCGUCUGCGUUAGGUUUGGCUACUCAGCCUGAAACUGUCAGACGUGCGUGUUUGUUUGUUUGUGUGAGAGUGACAGACGGAUGCAUCCAUGCCAUCUCUAGACCUUUCACUGUACAGGGCUCUGCUGCAGCUCUUGCAGGUGCCUGUUUAUCUGCAGCAGGGUAGGCCAGGGGAAGAAGCCAGACUGAAACUGAGGCGUAACGGUGCUGGAUCAUUCUGCUUAGAGAGGAAGGAAGUAGUUGAGUGCGAUCAUGUUAUUGGAGCCAAAAGCCACAGCAGUAAGGGAAAAGAUGAAUGUACAGUGCUAUUUGUCUGUUCUGCAUUGUGUCCCUUUGUGUGGAAAGGGCUGCUCAUGUCCAGUAUUCUUUUGCAUAAUUAAUUUUUUUUUUUUUGAUGUUGUUUAAUUCAGUCUGAAGCUUUUGAUCCCAUGGCUUUAUUUUGCUGGUAUCAUUGUGUUGUGUGUGCUGUCACAUGGUUGCAUAACUUCACUUGUCCGUGUGAACUGUCCUUGGCUGACUAAGGCUGGGGACAUCAGGGCCACAGUUUGUUGUUUGUUGAAUAGUAAGGCUCUUCUUUCCUUGCAAGAGCUCUCCAGCCAGUGACUGGUACAUAGUGAACUGGGCCUUUGUGGAGGGCGGAUAGUAGGCAAAAAAUUAGCCCGUUAUGCAGUGACAUUCAGGUCUUUUUUCUGAGUAUAGUAAACGGAGAGGGACUCAUUGGCUUAAUUUUAAACAUGUCUAUCAAAGGGGCGAUCCUAUUUACAGCACCAACAUGUCAAGGCUUCCUGACUCAGAGACGGCUGGUGGCAGAGGUUUUGCGAUGGAAACUGUGACAGCAUCCAUGUAUCCUGGACGGAAAAUGUCACCAGUCAAACCUCUCACCAUGAAAGACUAUGAAAACCAAAUCACGGGACUGAAGAAAGAAAAUUUCAACCUCAAGCUGCGCAUUUACUUCAUGGAAGAGCGCAUGCAGCAGAAAUUUGACGAUUCCACAGAGGAUAUAUUCAAGACGAAUAUUGAGUUGAAAGUAGAGGUGGAGUCCAUGAAGAGAGAUCUGGCGGAGAAGCAGGAGCUGCUGGUCGCUGCCUCGGAAGCUCUGGAGAGCUUGGCUGGAAAAGAAUCAGCAGAGGCCUCUCGUGCGAAACAGCAGGCCCAGAGGGAGAUAGACCAGCUCAAAGACUUCUUCAACAACAGAAUCCAGCAAUUAGAGGAGAAUCUGAAGGCAGCUGAAGAUGAGGUUGAGAAGAUGGCGUCCAUCGCGGAGCAGGAGAAGGUGCGCAGCAUUGACAUGGAGAAGCAGCUGCUGGCGAUCGGCCUCUCCGGCACCUUCAAACCCUCUCCCACUCAGGACCUACACCAUGCCCUGCAGGAGAAGAACAGCAUCAUUGAGCAGCUGAAACUUUCAUUGAAGAACCAGGAGUCGGUGAUUGAGCAAUUGAGGAAGACCUCUAAUGACCCGGGUACUGGGGAUACACAGGCUUCUGAGCACAUCUCACAGCUUUCUGCUCUCAUUAGCCAGAAGGAUGGGGAGCUUCAGGCUCUGAGAGAGGGACUUGAGCAUGAGAAGGCCCGGAAUGAAAGAGAAAUGCAGAGCUUGGCUGAUCGGCAGAAUGAGGUGCCCCGGCUGGAAGCUGCCUCGAGACAGCUGGACGAGGAGCUGCGGGGCGCCAGGGGUGCAGUCCAAAAUCUAACCAAGACCCUGGAGGACACAGAAGGCCAGAACAAGGUCCUGAGCGGUAAACUGGAGGAAAUGGAGCGGGAGAUGGCCUCAGAGAAAAAGAAUGCUCUGAAGCGAGACAAAACCAUCCAAGGCCUGACUCUGGUACUGAAAGAGAAGGAAAAGGAGAUAGAGGAGCUCUGCCAUGAGAUUGAGGACAGAGACGAGGCUUUAGCCAAGGCCAGGGAGGCUGCCCACAAGGCACAGAUCCAGAAGUACCAGGGAGCGGAGGAGCACCAGAGCCUCCUGAUGGAGAAGCAGGCGGAGCUGGCCAGCCUGCAGCUGGAGCACCACACCAAGGCUCUGGAGGCCCAGAAGCUGCAGCGCUCACUGGGGCGCCGCGAGAAGGAGCUGGGGGACCUGCAGCAGGCCAAGGAGCAGCUGGAGCUGGAGCUGGAGGACCUGCAGCAGCUGAAGAAGAAGGGAGACAAAACUAUCAAUGACCUGAACAACCAGCUGAAGAAACUGAAUGGAGAGAUCGGGGAGAGAGAGAAAGCCCUGGAGCAGCAGUACCAGGCCCUCCUGGACGAAAGCAAACGGAAGCUCCAGGGUCACGAGGUCACCAUCCAGCGCCUCACCAGCACCCUCAGCGAGAAGGAGCUCCAGCUGCAGGAAUACAUGAAGAUGCUGAAUGAGCAGCAGCACAGCAGCAGCCCUGGAGGCGGGGAGAGCGUGCUGGCUAAACUGCGCCAGCGGCUGAAAGACAAGGAGAAGGCGCUGGAGCAAGCCAUGGAUGAGAAGUUCGCCGCCAUCGAGGAGAAAGACGACGAAAUCCGCCAACUCCGUCUGUCGCUAAGGGAAAAGGACCGAGAACUGGAAAGGCUGAACAGCCUUCUCUCUCACAACACAGAGACGAUAAACGGUUUGGACGCGCUGGUUAAGGAGAAGGACGCGGCGCUCCAGCACCAGGCCAGCGUGUUCGAUAACCUGCAGCGGGCCAAACGGGAGCUGGAGGAGCACCUGGCCCGCUCGCUGCGAGAGAAAGACUCCAUCAUCGCUCAGCUGCAGCAGUCCCUCCACGCCAAGACCCAGGACCUGGAGGACAUGUCCAGCGCCAUGCUCAGCCGGAUGCAGAGCGGCACCAGGGACCUGGCGGAGCAGCUGAGCCAGCGGCUGAAGGUGGCAGAGGCCAUGCUGGCCGAGGCCCUGCGGGACAAGGAGAGGCUGGUGGCCGACAACGAGAGCGCCGUGGACGGGCUCCUGGCCACCAUCGGCAGCAAAGACCAGCUCUACAAGGAGUCUGCUGAGCGCUAUAACCGCGCGCUGAGCGAGCGCUCGCAGGAGAUUCAGGACCUGAGGAGGCAGCUCUCUGAGAGGCAGCAGCAGCUGGCCAGCGCUGAGAAGCAGAGCUCAGUGGCCACACAGGAGAAGCUCCUGGAAACAGCACAGCUCAAGGUCCAACUGAGUGAAAAGGACGCACUGAUAAACAAACUGGUGGAGAGAGGACAGGAGAGGGACCAGUUCCUGGCAGAGCUACGACUGGCGGGGGCUCCAGCGCCCCAGGUGGUGGAGCUCAGACAGACCAUUCAGGUGCUGCAGGAGCGUCUGGAGGAGAAGGAGGCCGAGCUCUCAAAGAAGAGCGACGAAGGGAACGUCAGCAAAAUGGCGGUUACCAAGAAGACGGGUUUGAUGCUGAAGAAGGAGCUAGAGCAGAAGACUGAAGCGCUUAACAAGGCGCUGAAGAAGGAGAAUGAACUGAGGAUUGAACUGGCGGAUCUGCGGUCCCUGCUGACAGACCUGGAGAAUCGCAAUGAGGCCCAGGCCGCGAACAUCGAGUCCCUGACCACCACCCUGGAGACCAAGGAUGACAUCAUUUGGGAACUCCAGGAACGCCUUGGCAGGCGGGAUAACAGUGCUCAGUGUGGCUCCAUAGAGGAGAGACCCCGCCCUGGCCUCCCACAGAGAGAGAGAACCAUCAUCGGAGGCAACAGCCAGCAGGAGACCCAGCCCUCGCUGGCAGCCCUGGCCGCAGAGCAUGAGGGCCUGAACCGCGCCCUGAAAGCAGAGCAGCAGCUCUACUCCAGCCUGGUCAGGGCUGUCAAAGAGCAGGACAGUGCCCAGCGCCUGCACGCCCUGCAGAUGGAGCUGGCAGCCGUGCAGCUCCUGCGUCAGAGGCUGGAGGAGGGCGUCCGUACCAACGAGGACCUGCGGCAGGACCUGGAGCGGGAGAUCCAGCGCGCCAAGCAGAGAGAAGGGGGCGAGGCUCAGACUGAAGCGGUUGACGGCAAGGAGCUGGAGAGCAUGCGGCACCAGCUGGAGGACGCGCAGCGGUGGAACGCGUCCCUGCAGGCCCGCCUCGGGGCCAUCCAGAGUCGAGGAGGUGGAGUAGGGGGAACCAACGACACGGCGGACACAUUCAGCUUCAUUGCCGAUCAGACCUCUUACAUGAGUAUCUGCGUGGGAGACGGGCUGGAUGAACUGAGCCUCUUAUCUGCAGUGGAGCUCAGACAGAAGGUGGUAGAACUCCAGGACUGCAUUAACAAACUCCAGGCGCUGAAUGCCGAGCUCCAGAAAAGUGCCUCGUUGUCGGAGAGCUCUGCCAAAGAUCCUGUGGAGGAGGAAAAAGAUGUGAGGAAGCUUGCAUCUGAGAAGCAUUGUGAGAGGAAGCUGGGGGAAGCUGUACCUGCUAACAGGACCCACCACUCACUGAAUGAUAGGGAGAGCCAAUCCGCUGCUCCAGAGCAGGUGAAGUGUCGGCGGGUGGAUGGGAGCAGCCCGCUGUCUGACAGUGAAAGGAGUGAGGGAGCUCUGCUGGAUGUGAGCUCCAGUAGCGCCGCGUCCGCCUCCCAUUCCCCUCGAGGUGGAGGCCGAAUCGGACGCAGCAGAAAGAGCGAGCGUGAAUGGAGCCCGGAGGAGCAGGGCAGGGAGCUGGCACUGCUGCGGUCACUCCUGCUGGACAGCGGGGUGUCCUCAGUCUCUCAGCUGAGAGAGGAGGUGCAGAGAUUGCACUCUGAGAACAUUGACUUGAAGGGUCUCCUGAAGGAGGAGAAAUCCACAGAGUCCAAGGAGAGCGCAGACAGCUCCGGAGACAGCGACGGGAACAAAGACCUCCAGAAAGUGGUGGAGAAGCUCAGGUCUGAGGCCAAAGGCUACCGCAAGGUCAUCAAGCUCCUCAAGGAGCAGCUGGAGCUCAACUCCUCCUCCGGGGGCGAGGCUGGCUUCAACCCGGAGCUGAUCGUGAGCAUGGCGAGGGAGAUCGAGCGGCUGAAGGCCGAGCAGGAGGCCUGCAGGAGGAGGGCUGAGAGCCUGGAGCGCAGGCUGCAGGAGACGGAGGCCCAGCCGCCGCUAACCGAGCAGCCUCACGGGAGCAGCUGCGAGACGGACGCCUCGCCCAGAAAGAACCAACAUCCAGACCUUAUUAAACAUUCGAUGAGUUCGAGAUCCCGCCUCCCGGUUCCCUUAAGGCCCAGUAAGUUGGUUGGAAGCAGCACAAAGGCUGGCGGUCAGGCCUAUGAGAGAGUGUCACAGUCACUGAGAGAGGAGAGUCAUCUGAUGGAGAAAGACCAGCUUCAGAGGCACGGUCUGCCAAGUCUGCUAGACUUGGAUCAGCAGGGCCAGGUGGGCCUGGUCCAGCAGAGUUCACUGUGGCCAGACACGGAACAGCCCACCGAUGAGCACACGGGCAGCGCUGUGAUUGGCCAGAGCACAGACGUGGAGCUCCGCAGUCAGCUGGAGCUGCUCCACAGCGAGUGUCAGGAUAAGGAGCAGGUGAUCGCCCGGCUGCAGGACAGGGUCGCAGAGGCCGAGGAGCUGCAGGAGCAGCUGCACGAGAAGGAGAGGCUCAGCCGGGAGCUGGUCGAGGCCCUACAGGCUGCCGAGUCCACCAUCGCGUAUCUCACCGCCUGUAACCUGGGCAGCCAAGGCGGGGGCCACCGGGCCCACGACACUGAGCUCCAGGCCCAGUUCAGCAAGCUUCAGAAAGCUCUCCAGGAAAAGGAGGAGCUGAACCAGCAGCUGGCGGAGUGUCUGCGUGUGGCCGAGUCCGCGCUGGCCUCCCUCGGGGCCUUCGCUCCCAGUGACGCUGCUGGAGACGGCGCCCUGGUCUGCACCGACCCACAGGAGCUAGCGCACAAGCUUGAGCGCGCUCUGCAGCAGGCCAGCAGGCCGUCUGCGCAGUCACCCAGCUGGGAGCAGGGCAGCAGGCCGUCUGCGCAGUCACCCAGCAGAGAGCAGGCCAGCAGGCCGUCUGCGCAGUCACUCAGCAGAGAGCAGGCCAGCAGGCCGUCUGCGCAGUCACCCAGCAGAGAGCAGGCCAGCAGGCCGUCUGCGCAGUCACCCAGCAGAGAGCAGGCCGAGGCAGGAGACGCGCAGGUCGGAGACCUGGAUGUGCACCGGCAGAUCGACCAGCUGCAGGAGGCCCUGUGGGAGCAGAGCAGGCUGAAUGCCGAGCUGCAGGAGAGGCUUCAUGCUGCAGAGCAGAACACCCGCAGGGACAGCACUCAGAAUCAGAACGCCAGCCUCUGCAGACAAGGGGAAGAGCCCCGGAAAGGCCCGGAAGUACAGAACAAGGAGGCGAGGGAUCGAUAUGAAACGGCUGGAAAUAAGAGAAAAGGCACGAAGAGCACAAAACUGCAACAGCAGCCUGGAGAGCCACACAGGGACCCACACACGCACGACCAGUUAAUCCAAUGGCUUGUAGCGUAUCUCCAGGCAGCGGAGCGCUGUGUAGCCUCCCUCAGCGCGCUCUGUGCCGAGGGUAGCGCCCGCGAUGGGCAGAGGGGCCUGGCGGAUCUUCAGCAGCAGCUGGAAAAACUUCAGAAGGCCGGCCAAGAGAAGGAUCGGCUGCACGGGCACUACUCGGCCGAGCCGCCCCGGCCCAGCACCAAGCCUGCCGGCCAUCAGGACACAACCAAGGCCCUGCAGGACAACAUCGGCCACAUCCAGAAAGCCUUCACAGAAAGCAGGCUGGUAAUCUGUGAACUGCAGGAAGCCCUCGAGGAGCAGAAGCAGCUUGUCAGGAGCUAUGAGGACCGGCUGAGGGCCGCUAGUUCAGCGCAAGGGGCUAAUGUCCAGGAGCAGCUGGACUCCCUGCAGAAGGCUCUGAAGGAGAAGAAGCGCACAUGCAAAGUGCUGGAGGAGAAGCUGGCUGCAGCUCAGGCCAUCAUCGCUCUCCAGAGUUCACCACAGAAGACCCGCAGUGCAUCCCAGCAAACGACCUCUCUGCAACAGGAUGACAAAGAGGUGCAGGUGGAUUUGCAGGACCUGGGUUACGAAACGAGUGGAAAGAGUGAAAACGAAGUGGAUAGGGAGGAGAACAGUAGCACAGACAACGAUGUGGGCUUGCAGCUGCACGCCAGCGAGUCGAACAUCUCUUGCCUGCUGAAGCAGGUCCGUGGCGCCUUCUCCUCCGUGGAGAACCUGGACUCCAAUUCCAGCGCCUCGUACCCGAGCUCGCCCACCCUCAGCUCCCCGAAGGCCAGCCUGAAGGGCCUGCAGGCGUUCGAGGACUAUGGGCAGACCGACAGCGUGGACCAGCUCAAGCAGCAGGUGUGCGAGCUGAAGGGGCAGCUGGAGGCCCACCAGAGGGCCGUCCGCCACCUGCAGGGCCUCCUGCGCCGGAACUCCCUGUCCAGCGACCUGCUGACCGUGGCCUCGGACCCGGGGCACUCCGCCGCGGGGAAGCACGACUCGGGGCUCGGGGAGGGGCAGGAGCACGCCUCCGGGGCUCUGGGCAAAGGGCUGAGCCACAGCCUGUCUCUGGGCCCGGAGGAGGAGGAGCUGCAGGUCCUGAAGGACCAGCUCACCGCCCUCAGCAUGGAGCUGGAGAAAGAGAGGAGCUCCAACAGGAACCUGACGGAACAGCUGCAGCAGAUUCAGCUGCGCAGCCGAUCUGCGUCGCCAGCCAGGAUCGACUCUCUGGUGCAGUCUCAGGCGCGGGAGCUGUCCCAGCUCCGGCAGCAGAUCAAAGAGAGCCGGGGCCUGGGCACCCUGCAGCGCCAGCAGCUGGAGGACCUCCACAAGGCCUUCGAGGAGCUGCUGCAGGCCAGCGACGUCGACUACUACAUGGGAGAGGUGUUCCGCGAGCAGCUGGACAAGAGCCUGACUCUGCUGGAGAGACUGGAGGACCGGCUCGAGAACGGUGAUGCGCAUUCAGAUAAUGAGGAUAGCGCUAUGCUGGAGCUGGCUCAGAGAGAAUCUCUCUGCCUGUCACUGGAUAGUCGAAGUAGCCACCAUCCCCCGAUAGGCUACCUGCAUUCACAGCUAAAGGGCGAGAGAGAGCAGCUGCAGCAGCAGCUGAGAUAUCUUGUACAGCAGAACCAGAACUUAGCAGAAGCUACUAAGGAACAGCUAGACCUGCUCUCCAAGGAGCUGCAGGACAAGAACCGUCUGGUCCAGAGUCUGCAGAAGCAGCUCCAUGGUCAGUCUGCCAGCAACCUCCCCAGCUCUGACUCUGAGAUGUCCGACAGGACGCCGCACAGUGGCCAGGUCUCCACCUACACCACGAGCCCCACCUCCAGUCAUAGGCUCAGCUACAACCACAUCUUUCAAGGGAGCGGAAGAGAGGGUGGAGUUCCGUGCCAGGCGGGGGAUGCUGGGACAGAGCAGCGGCUGCAGGGCUUGCAGAAGGAGAACAGCCGGCUCCUGGAGCAGCUGAAGAGCAGCGAGCAGCUGAACGAGACGCUGCGCAGCGAGCUGGACCUGCACUGCUCCAUCCUGAGCCCGAGGGAGCAGGAAACGGUGGGGUCUCCGCCUCCGCGCCGGGAUCCUGAGGCGGGGCGAGACGUGCCAGGCUGCGCCGGCCCCCGACAGAGCGCCCGAGUGGCCCCCGGCGGGGCACUGAACCCGGAGCUGCUGGCUGAGCACCUGCAGGAGAUCCGCAGCCUGCGGCAGCGCCUGGAGGAGACCAUCCGCACCAACGAGCGGCUGCGGGAGCAGCUGGAGCGCAGGCUGGCCGAGGUGGAGAAGGACCCAGCAGCCACAAAUAUCUUCAUCCACGGGACCGAGGAGCAGGGCCAGCUGGCCAACGAGCUGCGCUUCCUGUGGGGCCAGAACCAGGCCCUGAAGGAGCAGCUGAGCCUGGGGUCGCGAGCAGAUAAGCAGAAAGAGAAUGAGAAGCUGAGGGAAUCGCUGGCCAGGAGGACGGCCAAGCUGGAAUACCUGAGGAAUGAGUUUGAGGCGCUGAAGAAGGAGAACGGCCGAUUGCAGAGCCGCCUGACCGCCACGGUGGAGGACAACAAGCACCUGCAGGACUCCCUGCACUACAGCCGGGAUGAGAUCCACAGGCUGCAGUGCGAGAUAAACGUCCAGAGGCAGCAGCUCAUGGACAACCACCAGCUCCUGCAGUCUCUGAGAGUGGAGCUGCAGGUGUACGAGCAGAUUAAGGUCGAUGCGGACAAGCAGCCUGUCCCAGCUCCGGCCCAGAGCUCGCCAGACCCGGUUUCCGGGCCCGUGGACCUGAGCGAGCUCCUGUCGGAGAUCCGCCACCUGAGGCUGCAGCUGGAGAGGAGCAUCCACACCAACAACGCGCUGCGGCAGAAGCUGGAGGAGCAGCUCCAGAGGGGCCCCAGCAAGCGCGAGGGCUCCCCCUCCAUCCUCAUCAACUACCUGCUGUCCGGAGAGGCCAGGGCCCCUGCCGCAGAUGACGGCACUAAACCCCCUGCGCGUGAGGGCUGUGAUCCAUACCAUCCCACCCCCCAGGGCUCCCCGGGCCACAGGGACACCUCCGCUGCCCUGCAUGAGGUGAGGAGGCAGGCGAGCGUGGAUCUGGACCGCUUGUCCCAGUGCAGCGGGAGCUCAGCGGACAGCACCACCCCAGCCCCCUCGCGACUGGUCCCCGGCCACCGCCUGUGGGCCAACAAGAACGGGCGACACAUCCUGGGGCUCAUCGAGGACUACAGCGCCCUCCGCAAGCAGAUAUCCGAAGGGAGGAAGCUGACGCACGGGAUGGACAGACAUCUGCAGGAGUGCUUCCGCACCCUGUCCCAGCAGGACGCAGAGUCCCAGGUGCUGGACCAGCAGCUCCUCAAAGGCUUCUCUACAAACAUCAACACGAUGCAGCAGGUGCUGGAGGAGGCCGGUCGCUUGCUGAAGCUUGUGUGGAGGGUCUCCCUCCCCUCCAGCUUCUCUAUGGAAGGUUCACAGAGCCAUCAGGAUGAGCUGCUAAAGAAUGAGAUCAUCAGAUUGAAGAGCAGGUUGUCCCAGCAAGAGAAGAUGCUAAUGGGGGCAGUGAACCGCCUGCGCUCCACCAAUCAGCUGAAGGAAGGCAUGGAGAAGGUCAUCAUUGAUCAGUUAUCAUUAACUCAUGGUGUGCUCAGGAAAGCCAGGGGAAACUUAGAGACAAAUUAUUUUUCACGGUUUGGCCUUAAAGGCUUACCAGGAACAACUGAAGAUCCCAGCCAAUGGGCAGUGACCCCUGUAGAAGAGGGAACCAUCGUCAGGCGUACGUCCACCAGGAGUUCAGCGAGACACUCGCAGUCUUCAGAGGGACAGCACAGCGACACCUUCGUCCCCCUCGCCUUGUAGCUACUAAACCCUCCCCGGUGCCUUCCUGUCUCCCCGUUUUUAUUACUGUUCAAGGUACGCACUCUGCAAAUUUAACUUUGGGAAGGGAACUAGACUUGCACAUUUACCUAUAUAUUUUAACCUAUUUUAAUAAUGGAGUUGUAAAACAUUUCAUCAGCAAUAAUGUAAAGGUUUUACUUGUGUAAAUAUUGAGUCCAUUUUUAAGAUUUGUACUUAAGUUUUAUUUUUUACAUACCAGACCUGUUAUUUUCACUACCUUGUUUACCUUGAAAUACAUGUGUUUGACACAUUGUUUAAACCUUUCUUUACCAUGAAAAGCCUUCCCUCUUGAUUGUUAAUGUUCAUUGACCCAAGGAUUUUUAUUGGGGGAAAAAAAACUGUUGAAAUUGUAAGGAAAGUGUAUAAACAUUAAAUGACAGCUUUGCUUGAAACAUCA
This is a messenger RNA of Anguilla rostrata (American eel), 11926 nucleotides long. RefSeq names its product CDK5 regulatory subunit associated protein 2 (gene cdk5rap2). The record is from RefSeq and is a predicted model, not a curated record. Gene Ontology annotation, cellular component: centrosome; Golgi apparatus. Bases 2083 to 11490 code for a protein of 3135 amino acids. NCBI's taxonomy places the organism in Eukaryota, Metazoa, Chordata, Actinopteri, Anguilliformes, Anguillidae. The transcript is spliced from 51 exons. Gene Ontology annotation, molecular function: molecular adaptor activity. Gene Ontology annotation, biological process: positive regulation of microtubule nucleation; centrosome cycle; regulation of Golgi organization.